AUGCCAAAACUCGAGCCCUUCCAGGACGACUACUAUCUAUGGGACUAUGUCCCUUCCAUCGCCCUCUCCCUCAUCUUCCUCCUCCUCUUCCUAGCCCUCACCCUCUUCCACGUGUGGAAGGCCUCGACCACGCGCGCGCGCUUCUGCAUCCCUUUUAUCAUCGGUGGUGUCUACUUCCGUCUUCCUGCCGUCUCCCCCUUCGUCCUGUCCACCAUAACUAAGCCAUUUCCAAUCCUCCCAGUCGAAGUAACCGGCUUCGCAGUCCGCGCUGCCUGCACAAACGCAACCGCCAACCUUAUCCUCUACGUCCUCCAAACCGUCUUCAUCCUCCUAGGCCCCGUGCUCUUCGCCGCAAGCGUCUACAUGGUCCUCGCACGCCUCAUCCGCAGCGUGGCCGCAGAAAAGUACUCCCUUAUCCGCAUCACCUGGGUCACAAAGGCCUUUGUCACGGGCGACAUCCUCUCAUUCCUCGUCCAGGGUCAGGGCUCGGGGCUCCAGGCCUCGGACGGACUGGAGACCGUCGCCAAGGCAAUCGUGAUCACGGGCUUGAUGAUUCAGAUCGUUGUGUUCGGGUUCUUCAUCGCCACGGCUGUGGUCUUUGAGAGGAGGAUGAGGCGCGCGCCGACGAGUGAGGCGCCGUACACGCAUCAUCUGUAUCCGCUGUACGCGAUUAGUGGGCUGAUUAUGCUGCGCUCGGUCUUUCGGGUUUUCGAGUAUGGGCUCGGCCAGAAGGGGUAUCUUUUGGUGAAUGAGUGGCCGCUUUUUGUGUUUGAUGCCGUGCCCAUGGUUGCGGUUAUGGGUAUCUGGGGGCGUUGGCAUCCUGGGACGAUACACCGCGAGGCGCGGGGCCAGUCGUUGAGUAUGGGGGGUUAUCGGAGUAUGGCGUAG
Aspergillus mulundensis is the source of this 888-nucleotide messenger RNA. RefSeq names its product RTA1 domain-containing protein. Lineage: Eukaryota; Fungi; Ascomycota; Eurotiomycetes; Eurotiales; Aspergillaceae. The transcript is spliced from 2 exons. The record is from RefSeq and is a predicted model, not a curated record. Gene Ontology annotation, cellular component: membrane. The coding region runs from base 1 to 888 and encodes 295 amino acids.